Molecule: messenger RNA, 1383 nt
Organism: Aspergillus terreus NIH2624
Lineage: Eukaryota; Fungi; Ascomycota; Eurotiomycetes; Eurotiales; Aspergillaceae
Product: rRNA processing protein gar2
Exons: 3
Coding region: 1-1383 (460 amino acids)
Biological process (GO): maturation of LSU-rRNA from tricistronic rRNA transcript (SSU-rRNA, 5.8S rRNA, LSU-rRNA)
Cellular component (GO): nucleolus
Molecular function (GO): RNA binding
Source: RefSeq, a predicted model, not a curated record
AUGGCCCCUGAUAAGAAGGACAAGAAGCGCAAGGCUGCUGCGGCCGCCGCUGCCUCCGACUCGCCCGCAAAGAAGACCAAGAAGGUCGACGCGAAGCCCGUCGAAUCCCCCAAGCCGGCCGCCAAACCGGCUCCGAAGAAGGGCAAGGACAAGGCCGCAAAGGCAGAGGAGAAGCCCGCCCCGAACGUGAAGGUCAAUGGCGAACCGGCCCGGCAGAUCAAGCCUCGCAAGCGUGCGGCCGAUUUCCUCAGCGACGACGAGGAGAGCGAGCCCGAAGUGAAUGUGAAGGAGUCCAAGGCUGAGACCGACAAGAAGUCGAGCAACAAGAAGUCCAAGAAGGAGGAUGGCACUGCCGCUCCCGCGCCUAAAGCCAAGGCACCCAAGCUCCAGAGCAUCUCCAAAGCAAACACCAAAGGAAAGAAGGCUGCUGCGGAGGAGUCCGAUGAGACCCCUGCCAAUGGCGCUAGUGAGAGUGAGGAUGAGGAGGACGACCAGACCGUUGCGCUCAUCAAGGGUUUCGAGAGCAGCGGUGAUGAAGACGAGUCUGGCGACGAAGGCUUUGACCCCGAUCAGCCUGUCCCUAAGAUCCCCGAUUCGAAGAAGACGAAACGCAAGAUCUUGAAGAAGCAGAAGGAGCACAAGACAGAGUCUGAGCAGCCGGGUGUUGUAUAUGUUGGACGUAUUCCCCACGGUUUCUACGAACAUCAGAUGCGUGCGUACUUCUCUCAGUUCGGUGAUAUCACCCGUCUGCGUCUCUCCCGCAACCGUAUCACCGGUCGCUCGAAACACUACGCCUUCAUCGAGUUUGCCUCCACGUCGGUCGCUAAGAUUGUCGCCGGUACGAUGGACAACUAUCUCAUGUACGGUCACAUCCUGAAGUGCAAGUACGUGCCGCAGGAGCAGCUGCACCCGGAGAUCUGGAAGGGUGCCAACAGACGGUUCAAGCGCACUCCCUGGAACCGGAUCGAAAAGAAGCGACUUGACAAGGGAAAGACGAGAGAACAGUGGACCGAGCGCAUCGAGCGCGAGCAGAAGCGGCGACUUGCCAAAGCCGAGAAGCUCAAGGCUCUGGGAUACGAGUUCGAAAUGCCCCAGCUGAAGAGUGUGGAAGACGUUCCCGUUCAGGAGGAGCCCAAGGCAAUUGAAGCUAGCCAGGAGGCCCCGGCUGAGGAAGCCCCCAAGGCUAUUGAGGCCCCCAAGGAGCCCAAGGAGACCAAGGAUGCUGAGGAUACCCCGAAGAAGUCGAAGAAGGAGAAGAAGGCUGGCUCUGAGAAGGGCACACCAAAGCAGCCCACGCCUAAGAAGGGCGCGAGUGAAGUGACUGCUUCUCCUGCCACCAAGGCUGGUGCGAAGGCGAAGAAGGCGGGCAAGGGAAAGAAAUAA